Molecule: messenger RNA, 7603 nt
Organism: Lymnaea stagnalis (great pond snail)
Lineage: Eukaryota; Metazoa; Mollusca; Gastropoda; Lymnaeidae
Source: the annotation of a GenBank genome assembly
UAUUGUUGACAAAUGUGAGUUACUAUAAGUUGUGCAACUUAAGUUUUGACUCCAAACACUUCCUUGCAUUAAUUUCCCCCUACACUUGUAUUCAUAAAUACAGUAUAUGAGAAAGCCAGGUCCAUCAAACCCGUUGUUAGAUAGGGAUUGACAAAUCGUAUAUGAUAAUUUCAUCAGUCUACUCAACUGUGAGUAACCAUGCCAUCCAUUCAUGAUUCAAUGAAUGUCAAUUGACAAUCAAUAUAUACUAUAUACUGUGCCUGUUUGAUUUAGAUAGUGAGAUAGUCAUAGGACAAGGCCAUAAUGCAUGGUAUAAGUAUAAGUCAAUAAGUAACUUGCCAUAAUUCAAGUAUUGAUAGUUCGUAAAUAAUAGACUAUAGAAAAAAUCUAAAAUGCUUUGUUUAAUAUUUAAUGUUAUCAUCUAUACAAAAACAACAACAUUUUUUAUACUUUUUUUUUGAAUAAAAUUAAUUUUUUUCCUCUGAAGCUGGUAAUGCUACUUUCAUCCUGAAUUAGGCUAGGCCUGUAUUAUUAUGAGUAAAGAAGCAUUGCGCUCUACCCAUAGCAUACUAUGCUUAGGGCGCAUCUUGCCCUACCAACACCGGAGUAUUUUUAUUAGCCCCUUAGCCUUAUUCAGUUACUGAUUUAGAUUAUCCUAGGUCGCAUCCUAAUGGUUUAAAGACUCUUUCUCACAGUUUUAGUUACUUGCCAUAUAUAUUAAGAUGUCAUAUGCAACAUAUAACAUUUAUACCAGAGUAGUAGGUCUAAUUAAAAAUAUUCCUUUAUUAGUCUUUCUAUGUAAAUAAUAUAUUAUUAUAUAAUUUGAAAUAUUCUUAUCAGUAACCAAUAGAUCUAAUUCACUGCUGAGUAAUUGAAGACUAUGCCCAUUUUUUAUUUAUAGUAUUAGCCGUCUUGCUGUUCAGGCUAGGUAUGUUAACUACUGGUAUAUAAAAGUAAUGGUAACAAUAAAUUUACUAUUUACUGCCAUAAUAAAUAUAGCAGAUCCAUGGUCCACCAUAGACUUCAAGCUAUUUUUCUGCUGCAAUAAACAUAGCACUCACUAAAUGUACAAAAAUUUACAUUUUGCUAAAGCUGUGAUUACUAAUGCAGCAAAAUUUGACUAUAAAAAGAAAUACUGAGUAAAUUAAGUAUGUUUAAAGAUUUUGAAUUGUCAAUUUGGAAUGUAAUCACUAGCCUGAGCCCAGGUUUUUAAUUGUCUAUAAUUAAUCAUUCAUACAUACUGGAUUUAUAUCUGAAAUGUUUAUGGGAGUGAAUUCAUAAUUAUGCCUCAAAAUUUUAUUUAAUACAUGAUGUUGGAGCACUCUUCAUCUCUAUUUGAAAUUAUUCUUUAAAGGCAGAUGAACGUUAUUUUAAUUAUCAUUGAUGUAAAUAAAUUUUUUAUUUAUUUCAAGAUUUAAAAAAGAAUGUCUGGAAAGAUUGUGCAACCAACUGGGCAAAAACGAUUAACAAAUGUAGCUAUUGUUAGACUGAAAAAAGGCGGAAAACGUUUUGAAAUCGCUUGCUACCCUAAUAAAGUAUCUCAGUGGCGAAGUAAAAUGUAAGUAUAUUUACACAAAAUUAUUAAAAUUUAGAAUCUAAUAAAGCAUCUCAGUGGAGAAGUAAAAUGUAAGUUUAUUUACACAACAUUAUUUUUAAAAUUAAGAGCAUGUUAGUUUUUACUCCCCGUGUGGCAUAGUGGUUGUGUUAUUUGCCUCUUGACCAAGAGCCGACAGGUUUGAAUUCUUCAUGGCAGCCUAUUGGCCAAGUAAGGUAGCUAUUUUUGAGAAAAGGUGAACUCUGUUAGAAAAAACUGAAUGAAAAAAAAGCAACGAAAAACAGCAGCCGAAAUGGCAUGGGAUUAAAAAUUGUCUGUCUAUGCAAAAAAGGCUGUAGUCUACCAGUUAAGUAGUUAUAGCUGCUGGAAUAAAUCUGAGUGUAAAAAAAUACUGUAUGAAAUAGCCACUUUGAUAAAAGGCAAAUAAAUUUUCAAUCCAUAGUGUGCAGUUUUUGGAUGAGAUUAUUUGGCAUUUGUGGUGCAAAAUAUACUAUAAUAACAUAUAUAACUUUCAUUUCAAAUUGGUAUUUUUCUUAACAUGUUAAUAAUGUUAUAUUACUAUUACCGUAUUUUCGCGUAUAUUAGACGUGUCUUAUACAACGUUUUACGUACCCUCCACCCAGGGUGCGUCUUAUAUAUGGGUGCAUCGUAUGUAAAAUAUUUUUUACACAAAUCUUCAAAACCCGCAUCUUAUACAUGGGUGUGUCUUAUAAUUAGGAGUGUCUUAUAUGAGUGAAAAUACUUUAAAUAUUUUUAACUGCGGUCCUGCCUCAGACAAUUCUUUGAUCUAAAAUAAAAAUGGUAAUGAAGCUUGUUUACAUCCGGUGGGUGAUGAAACAUUGGUCAAAUUUUCAUUAUGAUAAAGGAAAGGAAAUCACUGGAUAAAAAUUGCUCAGUGCGGCAGAUGGCUAGGCCGGGUGCGUCUUAUGCAAUUUUUGUUUACACAAAUUAUCAAAACUCGUGUCUUAUAUUUGGGUGCCACUUAUAUGCGCAAAAAUACGGUAAUACUAUUAAUCUUUUUAAAGAUUUACAGCAUAUGAAAAUAAGUCACAACUCAUGAGUAUCUUGCUCAGUGGUACAUUUUAAAGCAUAUUUUUUGCAGUGAAACAGACAUUGAUGAAGUUUUACAGACACCAAAAGUAUUCACGAAUGUUUCAAAAGGAGAGUUUGCCAAAAUGGCAGACCUGAAAAAAGUAUUUGACAUAGAUGAUGAAACAGAAAUCUGCAAGUUGGUGAGUCAUCAUAAGGAACAAUUUUAUUCAUAUUGGGACAAAGGUUUUCAUUUGAUAAUCUAUUAUUUUCUACAUUAAAAUUCUUGGAACCCCCACAAAAGAAUCAAACUUGAUAAUCCAAUUUUUUUUUAAACUUUAAAGAGAUGAAAAAACAUUAAUGACAUAGUGAAAUUAGAAAGGUUAAAGAGAGAGAGAGUUCAAAAGUGUCUUUUCUCAUAACAAAAUAUUCUUGAUAUUUUCUUUUUUCACUCAUGUAAUAAAACUUUAAAUAUACAAAAAUAGAAUAUACAAUUUGAAUGGGUGGAACUUAUUUUUAAUUUGGAAAAGCAUUUAAUAUCAAAUAUUAUUUUAGAGGGAAACUUGUUUGGGGUUUCUGGUAAAUUAAAUUAACCACUUGCAGUACAAAUCAUUGUCAAAGUAAUAGAUUUGUACAUGAAUACAAUAUGUGAAUUUCAGAUUCUUAGUAAAGGAGAGCUUCAGGUAUCAGAAAAAGAGAGGGCAGCCCAGCUGGAUGAAAUGUUUCGCGACAUUGCUACUUUAGUGGCUGACAAAUGCGUGCAUCCUGAGACAAAGCGUCCCUACCCUGUCACAAUGAUUGAAAAAUCCAUGAAAGCAAUGCACUUCUCAGUCAAGCCAUCAAAAAAUACAAAACAGCAGGUUGCUUUAAGUUUUUACUUAAACUCUUUUUUAAGUGAACAUCUAUAAACGGUGUAGCUCAAAGUAGGGCCACCAGUAAAUUAAAUUUUUUUAAAAAUUGUUCAUAAUAUGUUACAGAAAAGUAGAUAUAUUUGGUAUAUGUCUGUGUUGAGAAAUGAUGUGUAAGAUUGCUGGAAAUUUCUUUAGCAAAAGUGUGAGCUCUGGAUAAAGUCAACUGUUCUAUUUGAGUUAGAGACAAUCAUUUAAGUAUAUUGCUAUGCAGUCCUUUAAUCUGUUACGUUGCUUCCCUAUAUUUUAAACAUUUAGCUGCAUAAGUCAAACUAAGAGGACAAGAAUUAACUAGUUAAAUGAGUUUCUUGAUUUUUUAAAGAAAAAAUAAGACAAGAGCAAAUAUCUCAUAAACUUUAUAAUGAAGGCUUGAAAUGUUUGUUCUCUUGACAGGGUAACACUUAAUAAAAAGUAUAACUUUUUUUUUUUAAACCUUAAGGCUCUAGAUGUAAUCAAACAGUUAAAGGAGACAGGAACACUAGAGAUCCAGAGAGCACUUAUGAAACUAAGAGUUGCUGUACCUGGUGAGUUUUAUUGAUACCUUUAUCAGUGCGGCUCCCCUUCCCCCCUCCCAAUAUAUUUUGGGCAUCUCCCCCAAUUAUGCUACUUUUGCAUUCAUCAAUGGGACUCCUUUUUGUUCAAUGGCAUAUUUUUAUAAAACUUUUAAAUAAAGGAAAAAAAUGACUGAAAUUGUCUGAAUGAGACUAGUGGGUGUCAUGUCAUCAAAAUGCAAAUCAUUAGAAGAAAAAAAAUUCAAGAUAAAUUAAUUUAACUGUAUUAUUUUGUUCAUGAACAGGUAAAUCUGGUAAAAAAGUGAGGGAACACCUUCGCAAAAUUGCUCUUGAGGUAGAAGAAGACAGCUUUGAAGAUGAUUUAGAGAUGGUGAGUUAUACUUUUUAGAAAUGAAAAAAAGAAAUUAUAAUUAAAGAUAAAUUCAUCACAAGCACAUUAUUUCUCAUAGUCUUAGCUAAUUUUAAAUUUGCAUUAUCAGCAAGUUGAAAGUUUAAAUCUUGAAGUUAAGAAGUUUUAAACAUUCAAUUAAAGUGUCAUAAAAAUUUCCAGUCACUGAGGCCAGGGUUUACUUGAAAUGCUUGAAAUCAGAGAAUGUCACUGCCAUCGCUGAGAAGAAGGCAAAGUUAAAUGGAGGGAGACAGCCAUUUUUUUAAAAAAGCUCUUAAAACGGCCCAAGCACUCAAAAACAUUUUUGAGGCUGAAGAGGACCUCAACAUUGAUUUAGGCACUUUUACCACUGAUAUAGUAAAAGUAGCCAUUCACAUGCUGAAAUAUAGCAAGGAACAAGGAGAUGACAAAAUUUGUAGAGAGAUGCUUAAGACAGAUGACCAGACAAAGCCAAGAACCCUGUAGAAGAGAUCUCUGGUGGUAAUAUCAAAGGUUGGGUGCUUUCCUUGCCCCAAUCUGACAUUCCAACCCCUCCCCCCUCCCCCGGCAAGCACUAUACUAUUAGAUUAUUAGAUUUCAUCUUAAGCAAGGGGAAACCUUUCAAAACAAAGUAUUGAUGUGGAUACUCUAUUCAAGAAAGUAAAUGGCAGGGAUUUCAAGUAUAGAUAUAUUUUAAGAUGUAAUAAAAAAAAAAAUGAAAAAUUUGAUUUCAUCAUUACUCCAGAAGUCAUGAAAUGAUGCUAAUGACUUGGAGUACUUGGAGACAGACUUAAGUUUCUUUAUUUGUCAAUCACACUUUCAGGAUACUUCAAUCAAGAAAAUAAUCAACAAAUUUUAAUGCUAUUUCUCUAGUAAAUAGUUAUUUGAAGGUUUCAGCUCCAAUAGUUGGAAUAUUUAUAGCAUAUUGUAUGAAAACACAAAAAUAAGACUUAAACUUUUCUUUUUUUGUGGUCAAUUUUGAUUGAUAAUUUGUUUAUUUGAUUGGUAUUUACUUCUGCUAUUUCCAUUUCCGCAACAAGAACUUGGUGAAGAAUUGUAAUUACUUUUAUUUCUGAACUGAAGAUUGCUAUCAAGGGCAAACGUUCACCAAGUUGUGUUUUACUUUAGAAAAUUCUUGAAGAAUGUUUCAUCAAGAAUUUUGAACGAUGAUUUUAAAGAAAAGAAAUUUAUUUUUAAAUACACUACGAAAAGAAAUUAUCAAAUUUUUGGAUUAGAAGCAGAAAUCAACACAGACUUAAACAAAUUUGAGCACCCCGUGUCUCAGUAACGUGUAUAAUUUCAUAAAUACUAUUUUUAUCAUAGGUAAUACUCGUGGAUCCAGGGUGUUACAGGGAAGUCUUUGAUUUGGUCACUUCAGAAACAAAGGGCAAAGGUCAAGUGGAGAUGAUCAGUCUCAAAGAAGUUGAAGAAGGGGAAGAGAAAUUAUAGCGGAAAUCAAAUUCAAUUAUUUUGCCAGCCAAUGUGCAAAAUAAAAUAGCCUGUCUAACGGGUUAUCUCUAUAAUUAGAGGUUAUUUAUUUAAUACCUAAAAAAUUACUAUAUGGAUCAAGCAUGCAUCUUACCUGAGAUUAUUUAAUUUCACCUACUGUACCUUUAAUUUGUGAAUUAUGAUUGAGUUUGUGAACUAGCCGGCAAGGCCACCAGUAUAUUCUAGCUAUUUCCUUGGUGCCAUUAUGAGCCCCACUUUUAUAGCUUUAAUUUAUGUAUACUUGAAAAUAUUGGCUCGGCUAACGGGAAGAUGAUAAGAAUAAUGUCACAGAAUAAUCAGAGUCCUUUAGUGGACCAGAUCAAUGUGGCAACAUUUUAGUUAACCUUUAAUUCAGGAUUGUGCUGUGUAUUCCCAUGUGAAGCAAUGUAACUGCUUAUUGUGUAACAAAACCAAUCAAAAUUAAUGCUGCAGUAAAUGGUACAGGCUAGAGAAAAAUGAGCAUGUAGGAAUGUGUAAUCGAAUAAUGAUAUGUUGGUUAGUCAAAACACCCAGGCAAAGUUAUGAGGGUAACAAAAACCCUAAGUUCUCUGGUACCUGUUAAUGCUCUGUUGCAAAUCUUGUAAUUAUGUCCCCCAGAUGUAUAUUUUAAACAUGUUAGGCCAUGUUUGUUAGUACAUUGAAAAUCUUUACUUUUUAUGACAUUUUGAACUGGCAGAAUUGAAAAAAGUUUCUCCCAAGCUUAAACCACAAUGAGAAAAUAAUGGUAUUGCUUCUAUCUCAACUAGUGGGGAUGACAUGACCCAAUUUUGGCUUAACCCUUUUGAGAUGAUGAUUGAAUACUUCUAUAGUGCUUGUGUCCAUGCUAUUUUAGCAUUCUCACAGCGCUCUGAUGUCCUAAAAUCUAUUUAAUGAAAAAUGUCUUUUUAAAUGUUUCUUAAAUGACUUUUUAUCACUUUCAAUUUCCCUCAAAGAUUGAGGCAAACUGUUCCACAAUAGCUUUAAAAGAGCGCACUCCAUAUGGCUUCUUUCUGUGUCCAUCCACACUGGGAACUCUCAGUAAAGACUGUGAUGAAGAGCACAGGUUCUGUAUGGAUAGGAGAUCUAUUGGCCCAUAGUAGAAUGGUCCACCCAUUGGCCCAUAGUAGAAUGGUCCACCCAUUGGCCCAUAGUAGAAUGGCUCAUCUUUGUAUAAACUGAUCAGAUUGCUUCUACAAUUUCUUGCCAUCUCACCAAUUUAAUGGUGGCUUCCAAUGAUAGUUUACAGUAAUUUUUUUUUGUACCUAGUGAUGCCUACAAAUGCUUUAACUCUUUCCGUGCCAAUCUGGUUGUGUUCGUGCCAACCCACAAUAUACUGUUGAUAUCAUUUAUGUAGUUUAUUUCGUUUCUUGUGGCUCUUAAUCCGACAUUUUUUGUUCUUAAACGAAGGAUAACUCUUACUACUUCCUUUUUUUAAGAAGUAGGGCAUGUUUGCAUGUGUUUUUUCUAAUAAUAGUUCAAUUUCUGUUGAACCUUUUGUAAACAAAGCCAUGGCCACACCCCCUCCAAACAUGUCAGCUGUUGCUAGACCACGUACGAAGUCAAUUUUGCAAACAAAAGAACUUUUAUUGCUAAUUAUUGAUGCUGAAACAACAGACAAUAACCAUGAAUCAUUUGAAUGUGAUUCCAAUGAUGAUUUUCAACAUUCUGAUGGGUCGGUAAAUGCCAAAUGGAAAUAGUAAUAGAAUGGUGAUAGUAAUAGUAAUUGUGGUGACUGUCGGCACUUUCAUAAAAAUUUCAAAACAUU